AUGAAGCAUGAAGAAGAAAAAAGGACAAUAAUAAAGGUCUCUCAACAUGCUUUUAUUGGGGCGGCGGUUGAGGUUACAGUUCUUCUUCUACACGACAUCAUGCUUGUUGGGUUUUUGGGUGACUUCAGUUUUUUUAAAAUUCUGUGA
This is a messenger RNA of Blastomyces gilchristii SLH14081, 147 nucleotides long. RefSeq lists its product as uncharacterized. The record is from RefSeq and is a predicted model, not a curated record. The coding region runs from base 1 to 147 and encodes 48 amino acids. The transcript has a single exon. Lineage: Eukaryota; Fungi; Ascomycota; Eurotiomycetes; Onygenales; Ajellomycetaceae.